AUGGACAUGCAAAUGUUAAGGAAGAACUCAAUUCAACUCCGGUUUGUGUUUCUUACAUCAUCCGUUGUUAUUUGUGUCUCACUACUUUUUCUAAAUCAAUAUUAUUUGAAUGCCAAUGAUAGAAAAAUCAAAUUCUCUCUUCCUAACUUGAAUAAUGCAAAGCUUGAAAAGAUAGUCACCACUACACCUUCAAAUUCUUCCCCCAAUCUUACUAUUACUAGUAACCAAAAAAAUGUACCCGAAGGAGCCACAGAUAUUGCUACAUCCAUUGGUGAAAGUAAUAGGAGAAGAAAUAUUGUUAGUUCCCCUCCUUUGAUGAAAGAAAAGGUUGAAGUAUUUACCACAACAAAAUUGGAUCCUUGUAGAGGCAAAUAUAUCUUUAUGUAUGAUCUUCCUAAUAGAUUCAAUGAGGAUUUGUUGAAAAAAUGUCACACUCUCAAUAAGUGGGAAAAUAUUUGUCCUCACUUAUCAAACUUAGGGUUAGGGCUUGAGAUUAUUAAAGAAUCAGAUAGACGUGCUUUGUCAAAUGAAAAUUGGUUUGCGACAAAUCAAUUUUCACUUGAAUUGAUUUUCCACAACAUCGUGAGACAUUAUAGGUGUUUAACUAAUGAUUCGUCAUUGGCUUCCGCCAUUUAUGUACCAUACUAUGCUGGUUUAGAUAUAGGUAGAUAUCUCUGGGGAGGAUUUAAUAUUUCCGUAAGAGAUGAAUUACCGAAAAAAUUAAUAGAAUGGUUAGCGCAACGGCCUGAAUGGAAGAAACUUGAUGGUAAAGAUCAUUUCUUGGUUGGUGGAAGAGUUGGUUUUGAUUUUAGAAGAAAAAGUGAUGAAAAUGAAGAUUGGGGUACAAAGUUUAUGUUUUUGCCGGGAGCAAGUAACAUGUCAAUAUUGUUGAUAGAAUCGUGUGGUUUAUAUGAUAAUGAAUUUGCAAUUCCAUAUCCAACUUAUUUUCAUCCGAGAAGUGAUGAUGAGAUUCUUAUUUGGCAGAACAAAGUGAGAAAAAUGAAAAGGAAUUAUAUAUUUACAUUCACGGGUGCUCCAAGACCUAAUUUGACAUCGUCCAUAAGAAACGAACUUAUCAAACAAUGUGAAUCAUCUCCAAAUUGCAAACUAGCAAAUUGUAAUAAAAAGCGAAAUUGUGGUGAUCCGGUUUAUGUUAUGGGUGUUUUUAUGAAUUCGGUUUUUUGCUUACAACCUCCGGGCGAUUCAUAUACUAGAAGAUCGAUUUUUGAUUCAAUUUUGGCGGGUUGUAUUCCGGUUUUCUUUCAUCCUCAAUCAGCAUACAAGCAAUAUCUAUGGCAUUUUCCUAAAAAUACUUCUAGCUAUUCUAUCUUCAUACCUGAAAUUGAUGUUAAGGAGAAGAGAGUGAUGAUUGAUAUGAAAUUGCUUAAUGUUUCAACAAAGGAAGUGUUAGCAAUGAGAGAAGAGGUUAUAAAAUUGAUUCCAAAAAUUAUUUAUCGUUAUCCAAGUUCUAGAUUAAAGGCACAUGAAGAUGCUUUUGAUGUAGCUAUUAAGGGAGUUCUUGGAAGAGUUGAAGCAAUUAGGAAAGAGAUUACAAAUUCUUCUAAUAUUACGGUUAAUUCGGUUUAA
Molecule: messenger RNA, 1587 nt
Organism: Vicia villosa (hairy vetch)
Lineage: Eukaryota; Viridiplantae; Streptophyta; Magnoliopsida; Fabales; Fabaceae
Product: probable xyloglucan galactosyltransferase GT12
Exons: 1
Coding region: 1-1587 (528 amino acids)
Molecular function (GO): glycosyltransferase activity
Source: RefSeq, a predicted model, not a curated record